AUGCUGGAAAUUGUUUUUCUACAGCGUCCGGUCCUUUCUGCAGCAGACACGCACUGUUCUUACAGCAUCGUGCGCGUCUCGCUGGUUCCGCGCGCAGCGUUGCGGCGUGGGAUGAUGGGGGUUUGGGUGCGCGGGGGGGAUGUGUGUGGUUGA
This is a messenger RNA of Plenodomus lingam JN3, 153 nucleotides long. NCBI's taxonomy places the organism in Eukaryota, Fungi, Ascomycota, Dothideomycetes, Pleosporales, Leptosphaeriaceae. The record is from RefSeq and is a predicted model, not a curated record.